AUGAAUGAACCUAAGGUGUCACACAUGAAGGUUGCAAGAAGAAUCCUGAGAUACUUAAAAGGAUCGAUAGACUAUGGAGUUCUAUUUCGACAAGACUCUGAAAGUAAAAAAGCUUCGAUUACUUGUUAUUCAAAUGUUGAUUGGUGUGGAGAUAAAGUAGAUCGAAGAAGCACAACUGGUUAUUUCUUUCAAGUCAUUGGUGCCUCAAUCUCAUGGUGCUCGAGAAAGCAACUUGUGGUGGCAUUGUCAUCGUGUGAGGCUAAAUAUAUAGCAGGAUCCUAUGAUGCAUGUCAAGCAAUUCGGAUCAGAUUUGUGCCAGAAGAGAUCAAGGUCGAAGUGAAGAAACCUCUAGUGUUGCAGAUCGACAACAAGUUAGCUAUUAAUCUUUCAAAUAAUCCAGUUCUGCAUGGAAGGAGUAAUCAUAUCGAAGUUAGAUUUCACUUCUUAAGGGAUAAGGUAAAUUGA
This is a messenger RNA of Vicia villosa (hairy vetch), 465 nucleotides long. RefSeq names its product secreted RxLR effector protein 161-like. Bases 1 to 465 code for a protein of 154 amino acids. NCBI's taxonomy places the organism in Eukaryota, Viridiplantae, Streptophyta, Magnoliopsida, Fabales, Fabaceae. The record is from RefSeq and is a predicted model, not a curated record. The transcript has a single exon.